AUGAGCGACGAGUCCAUCGAGCGUGAGCAGCUUCGCAAAGCGCUCCUACAACACUGGCCCCUCCUAACCACAGCCAUUCUUUCCGAGACCUUUCCAACGGACGCUAGCCCCGGCCCAUUCAUCCAAUCCGCCAUUGCCCAGGACGGUCCCGACAAGGCCAGGUUCGUGGCAAUCUUCGACUGCCUCGAACGAAACGCGAAAGAAACCACCCUCCACCGUGACCAAAUCCAGUCCGAACUAACGAAACGCGUCGAAGAAUACGAAGCCGACCUCAUUCGCGCCACAAGGCGUAUCUCAGAUUCCGACCAGGUUAUUGCCACCCAGACAGAAGAGCUCCUGGAGACCCGUGCCAAGAUCACGGGCCUGAACGCAGAAAUUACCCGCCUGAACAGCUGCGUCACGCAGCACAAUGAACGCAUCUCAACCCUCCAAGACGAGAAAACCGAACUCCAAACCCGCCUAGCCCAAGCGACGACGGCAAACGGACCUCCAAUUCAUUUCGGGACCACCCCGAAGGCCCGACGCACCACAACAAACCCUGACAAAUUCACCGCGGGCCAGCAGGACACAGCCAAACGCCAAAGCGCCUAUGAGCGGUGGAAGACCCAAGUGGAACAAAUUCUAGUCGUCGACGCCGAGUGUUUCCCGAAGGCACUCGACAUCCUUACGUUCAUCACAAGUUUGCUGGGCGGCAAGGCCUGGGAUGCCGUCCAGGACGGCGUCCAGACAAUGAACGCCAACCCGAAGAACUCACAAUUGUGGACUUGGCAGAACCCAGCUGCGCUGUGGGAAGCGCUAGACAAACGCUACAUGCUGCUCGACAGCACCCAAUCUGCGAAAAACAUGCUGGACACGCUCUACCAGGGAAACAGAGCCUACGGCGACUUCAAGGCCGACUUCGACCACUACGCCGACAAAGCCAGGCUCGACAGCCGCUCGAAAGUCGACAUGCUACGCAAACGGUUGAACGGUGCCUUCACCGCUGUCAUCGAUAACCAGAUCACCCUGCCGGCCGCCGACGACUACGCCGGCUGGACCAACGUUACCGAUAACAUUGCCCGAAACCUGCAGCAGAAAGAACACAUCACCAAGCUACGAAAUAUAGCCAAACCGCACCUUGAAGCACACGCACAAGACCGAGUAGCCCCAGCUGUUGAUGCAGGCGACCCCAUGGAACUCGACCGCAUCCGCAUCUCCGACGCUGAACGCAGGCGCCGCACGGACAACGACCUCUGCCUGGCGUGCGGCGAACCAGGACACUUCGCACGAGACCACCACCGACCAGUCGAUCCCGUCCCGAUGCCCCGACGCCAAGCCAACACCCGCAGCACUUUCCAAAGCACCCACGCCCGCGGCCGCGGCCGCGGUCGCGGUGGAUACAACACACAAGCCAGCCGAACCCAACCCCAAGGCCAGACCCAGCAACAGGGGAGUUGGCAAUGGAUGCCCCAGACGCAGUUCCAGCAGCCCCAGUUCUUGACGCCACAACUUCGUGCCCUCCCCACGGGGCACAUCAUCGGCGAGACGAGCUCCGAGAACACCAGCGUCACUGGAGAUGACAUAUCAAGCACCUACACUGCACCUGACGCUCAAGGACACCAGUUAAAAGGCCCGCCCCUGGAUUAA
Chaetomium globosum CBS 148.51 is the source of this 1626-nucleotide messenger RNA. RefSeq lists its product as uncharacterized. The record is from RefSeq and is a predicted model, not a curated record. The transcript has a single exon. Gene Ontology annotation, molecular function: zinc ion binding; nucleic acid binding. Lineage: Eukaryota; Fungi; Ascomycota; Sordariomycetes; Sordariales; Chaetomiaceae. Bases 1 to 1626 code for a protein of 541 amino acids.